This is a messenger RNA of Corylus avellana, 930 nucleotides long. Its product is annotated as transmembrane protein, putative (DUF1191). Gene Ontology annotation, cellular component: membrane. Lineage: Eukaryota; Viridiplantae; Streptophyta; Magnoliopsida; Fagales; Betulaceae. The record is from RefSeq and is a predicted model, not a curated record.
AUGACCAUCCGCGGCUGCAAUUCAAGAAUAUUUCGACAUGAUCAAAGAUUGAUGGGCUUGAUCUCCAACAUCCGGUACAUCAUAUGGUUGAUGUUUGCUGCUUUCUCAUUAUCAUCAUCAUUUGCUCAAGGCUCCAACGACUACAACAUUGAGUCUUUGAAUGCUUUUAUUCAUGAUCAUGCAGAUAAGGCACUGGUAAAGCCACACACAGGCACUCUAUACAAUAUCCCCCUCCCUGCCAACUUCUCUGGCAUGGAAGUUUCAGUUGUUAGAAUCCGAAGUGGGGAAUUUUGGGCCAAAGGAGCCAAUUUUAGCUUCUUCCAUAUCCCUCCAGGGAUUCGACCAAUCCCUUAUGCAAAAAGAUUAUCAAUACUAUAUCAAAACUUGGGCAAUUGGUCUUCUUAUUACUACAAUGUCCCCGGUUAUAGAUUGGUUGCCCCUGUUGUUGGCCUCACGGCUUACGAUUCUUCCAAUUCAAGCGCCAUAGGUAAUCGAAGGGUCGAUUUCAGCAUCAUGGGGGAUCCCAUUUCAGUUCAUUUUUUUAAUAUUGUGAUACAAGCUGGAAAAAAUGAUCAUGUGACGCCAAAAUGUGUCGAAUUUGGUGCUGAUGGGUCUUUUGAAUUACAGGACAUGAAUGAGUCUUACGUUUGUAUUACACAAGGUGAAGGUCAUUUUUCUGUUGUUGUUCAAAAGAAACAAGAGGGGAAUAUGAAAUUGUGGGCGCUCGGAUUCGGAUUUGUUGGGUUGGUUUCAGUGGUUUUGGUUAUGGUGGCCAUUGUCAGACUUUUGAGGAGGAAUAAGAUGAGAAAAAUGGAGAAGCAAUCUGAAAGAGGGGUUGCUUUUGAUACAUUUUGGAUUGGGGGAAGUAAAAUGCCAUCUGCAUCAAUGGUUAGAACCCAGCCAGCCCUUGAAAAUCGUUAUGUUCCUUGA